UUUUUCUUCUUCUUCUUAUCCGACCCAACCAAUUGAGCUGUAAAACUAAUAGAACAGCAGCAGCAGCAAUCUUUAUUGGCAUUAUUACUCCACGAAAUUGAACAGAAACUCUCUCUAUCUCGCUCCCCUUCAUAUUACAAACAAAUAUUCAGAUCUGUAACUUGGGUUGGAAUUUUGAGGACGGGAUUUGUUGAGGAACGAUCCCCUGAAGCUCCAAACUCUUCAAACCCAUCCUCCCGCUCUUCCUCCUCUCCCAAAGGCUCAUCUCCGAUUGGGUAGCUUCCUUCUCGAAUCUCUUGCUCCUCACCGGCAGAGGCGGGUCGAUUUCCUCAAUGUUGACAGCCACUUUACCAGAAGCAGAGCAAGAAGAUUUCUGCCUCCGAUCUGCAUCAACAUUACCAUUCUUACUAACGAGAUUGGGCCUCUCACUACCAGUAGUGGUGAGAUUCCUGGCGGAGAAAACCCUCUUCAGCUUCAAGUACUUGACAGCUGGCAGCGGCGGCGGAUGGAAUUUGGCCGCUAUUGAUGAAUAGGAACUGGAAGCGGAAGCGGAAGCUGGGAAGCCGCCGAUCCUGUUGUUCCGUUUCACUUGACCCAUACACCCAAUCUUCGGCGACACAGGCUCCUCGCUCUCACUGCCGCCGCUGCCGCCGGAGAAUGGAGUGCUGGAUCUGGCUGGGAUUGGCACUGCUACGACGUCUUUGGUGGAGUUGCGAGAACAGAGCAUGGGCAGGGCAGAUCUGGAUCUUCUGUCGCAGCUGCGGCCGCCAUUGUUGUUGCUUUCUGCCACUGCCUGCUGGUGGUGGUGAUUGUAGCUGUAGACAUUGCUACCCAUUGUUGGGCAGGACUGAUAGAGUGGUAAUAAUACCCCCACUUUCUUUCUCCCCCUCAAUUUUGGGCUGCAGGGGGGGAAAAUUGCAGAGAGCUGGGCAGAGCAGAUCUGUACUCUGUUUUGGCCUUUUAUCAGAGAGAGGGAGAGAGAGAGAGAGUAAGAGGCGUACAGGUUUUUGGAGGUGAAAUGGGGGACAGAGGGUUAUGGACAUAACCUUCGAGAAUAAUUAUGAUAAGAAUAAUGAGGGGGGAGUGAGUGAGAGCUUCUGCUCCUGUGCUCCACAUGCCCCCUUUUUAUUUAAUUAUUGAUUCUUCUCUUCCAUGGCCAUAAGCGUGGAGAGAGAGAGAGAGAGAGAUUGGAGAGUUUGGAAAUUUGUG
Linum tenue is the source of this 1209-nucleotide messenger RNA. The record is from the annotation of a GenBank genome assembly. NCBI's taxonomy places the organism in Eukaryota, Viridiplantae, Streptophyta, Magnoliopsida, Malpighiales, Linaceae.